Molecule: messenger RNA, 1707 nt
Organism: Pyricularia oryzae 70-15
Lineage: Eukaryota; Fungi; Ascomycota; Sordariomycetes; Magnaporthales; Pyriculariaceae
Product: xylosidase/arabinosidase
Exons: 1
Coding region: 481-1473 (330 amino acids)
Biological process (GO): carbohydrate metabolic process
Molecular function (GO): hydrolase activity, hydrolyzing O-glycosyl compounds
Source: RefSeq, a predicted model, not a curated record
GAGUGUUGGAAGCUGCGCAUUUCCAUAGAAAAGAGAGAGCCAUACAGGCUGCCUAAUCUUGAACUCAUCACCUGCGCAACAAUGCAGGUCCCGCGCGCAGUUGGUAAAUUUCUCCUCUUUGUCGGUUUCCUUGGCGGCCCGCGAGAGUGAUAAGCAGCCUAUGUUGGUAUAUCCAGCCAUGUGGUAAAGUCGCCGGCUAAAUCGGGGUAAAUUCGACAAUUGCGUGGUCCCAGAUUUCAUUAGACCCGGCUCAGCAUCAUCACCUCGACAUUGGUAGAGCGGCGCGGACACGCCAAGGUCGGGAUGAGGGGAAGCGGGAUUUUAUAUCUAGGGGACAAACAUCCUCUUCUCGAGCUGGAUCUGUCGUCCCGAGUUCAUCCUCGAUUCAUAUCGUCCUUGUCCGUUAUAGUCUCCAGACCGCAGACUUUGCCAUCUCGACAUAUCCCAGCCCAAAACCACAAGUAGUCCGUGUCGCAAAAAAUGGCCCCCUUGAUAACCAACCUCUACACGGCGGACCCGUCGGCCCACGUCUUCAACGACAAGAUCUACAUCUACCCGUCGCACGACCGCGAGACCGACGUCAAGUUCAACGACAAUGGCGACCAGUACGACAUGGCCGACUACCACGUCUUCUCCACUGACAGCAUCGACCCGGCCGGGCCCGUCGUGGACCACGGCCUGGCCCUGCGCGCCGAGGACAUCCCCUGGGUGUCCAAGCAGCUGUGGGCCCCCGACGCCGCCACGCGCGACGGCAAGUACUACCUCUACUUCCCGGCCCGCGACAAGCAGGGCAUCUUCCGCAUCGGCGUCGCCGUGUCCGACAAGCCCGAGGGGCCCUUCACGGCGGACCCGGAACCCAUCAAGGGCUCCUUCAGCAUCGACCCGGCCGUCUUUGUCGACGACGACGCCAACCAAGAGGCGUACAUGUACUUUGGCGGGCUGUGGGGCGGCCAGCUGCAGUGCUACCAAAAGGGCAACGACGUGUUUGACGCCUCGCUCCAGGGGCCCCAAGAACCCUCGGGCGAGGGCGUGUACGCGCUGGGGCCAAAGGUGGCCCGCCUGACGCGCGACAUGCACCAGUUCGACGAGGAGGUGCGCGAGAUCGACAUCCUGGCGCCCGAGACGGGCGAGCGCAUCCUGGCCGACGACCACGACAGGCGCUUCUUCGAGGCCGCCUGGAUGCACAAGUACAACGGCAAGUACUACUUUUCCUACUCCACCGGCGACACCCACUACCUGUGCUACGCCGUCGGCGACUCGCCCUACGGCCCGUUUACGUACGGCGGGAGGAUUCUCGAACCCGUCCUGGGCUGGACCACGCACCACUCCAUCGUCGAGUUCAGGGGCAAGUGGUACCUGUUCCACCACGACUGUGAGCUCAGCGGAGGGAUUGAUCAUCUGCGUUCAGUCAAGGUGUGCGAGAUCUUUUAUGACAAGGAGGGCAACAUGUCGACGCAGAAGCCGGCAGAGUAAGGGGUCUGCGCUGGCAAAACCACAUUUUGUACAUUAACUCACGGCAAUAAGAACAUAAAGUACGCAUCAUCAAAUCAUGCUGCCGUGAAAUUGUGCGUUUUACAUAGACACAACAUCCUCUGGGUUAUAACCAGUUACACCCCAGGUCUAGACCUAAGCACCCCCAAUGUUCACUGCACCGAAGCCAUCACACUCUCCAUCCAAGGGUAGACGGCACCGUUGGCCAAGGGGUAG